Molecule: messenger RNA, 3155 nt
Organism: Stylophora pistillata
Lineage: Eukaryota; Metazoa; Cnidaria; Anthozoa; Scleractinia; Pocilloporidae
Source: RefSeq, a predicted model, not a curated record
CAUAGUAUAAGUAACUGACCGGUAUAGAAAGGUGACUGUGCUAUCAUUUACGAUGUUCUUUUUAAUCUGCUUUUUCUCUCUUUCUUCUGAAGUGUGUCAGACUCAAGCUCUUGGGGUGGCCAGCUCUAGAAUCUUCUCAGAAAAAAGUUUCUCAGCCUCAUCGUCUCGUAUGGGCAAUGAACCUUAUAAAGCACGACUUCGGAGUAGCACUGGCGCCUGGCGACCCAGAAAUGACUACGAUUCUGAUGAUUACCUGGAAAUUGACCUGGAAGACGUGUUCUUCAUUUACGCUGUAGCUACUCAAGGAAAUCGAAAAGCCGACAAAUGGACCAAAAGCUAUAAGUUGGAUUUGUUCCUCGAAAAUUGGAACAUCUACAAGGAGAACAGCACUGAGAAGAUAUUCCGAGGAAAUUCGCACAAUAAAGAAAUAGUAAAGCAAGUUCUCAUUGAAGUGGCAAGGGCACGAAUCAUUCGGGUUCAGCCAGUUGACUAUCAUGUGCAUAAAGCUCUCAGAGUAGAAGUGUAUGGAACAAAAAUACCUGCAGGAGCACCUUUACCUCAUGUUGUGGUUAACAAAGAGAAGGAAAUAUCAUUUUCUAACUCUUCAAUCAAAUGGAAUCCUCCUAAAGCUAAUGGCUGUCCAAUAACUAUGUACACCGUGUACUACAAAGCCAUCAAGUCAGAAAACAAAGAAAGCGUAUGGCAUCAUAUCAAUGCAUCAUCCGGAACUAAUGAAUUGAGCUCCAGUAGCUUACCACUUGACUGUGACACAGAAUAUGAAUUUCAAGUGUCUGCAUGGAACGAUGUGGGAGCAAGUAACCGCUCAGAGUCCUGGCAGGUGAAAUCCAUGACAGGGUACCCAGUCAUUUUCAACAAAACUAGCGAAGUGAAAGGAAGUUUUGUGGUGGUCCGUUGGAAGCCAUGUACUGCUUCUCUCUUCACUGUAUACCAUAGAGAAAUCAUUUCAGAGGCUAAAAGUCAUUGGAAAGCAGUGAACGUAUCGGGAUAUAAGACGAGUUAUAAUCUUCAUCUUGGUUGCCGAGCGGCGCAUGAAAUAGUUGUAACAGCCUGGAAUUCUAGAGCAGAGACACCACUUACAGCAUUACUAAACCAUAGCCGAUUGUGGAGAGUUAAAACGUAUGGAGGUGACAACAGUUUUUAGCAAAAAGAACUCGCAAAAAUGAAUUGUUUUUCAAUGAAAUAUCAUUUGUGUUUUUAGCUAACCAGUAUUUCAACAGUUCAUUGACUACGCCUGCUUUUGUAGCUUUGUCUUCGAAGGUUACACAUAAUGGGGAUACACGUUAUUUAGUUGUUUUAAAAGUACGUACCACGAAUAGCUACUUUCGCUUAUACGUGGUUUGGCGAAGGAGCCAGCUGAAUUCGAAAUAUUCGGAAUUCAUGAGCAAGGGCUCAAGAAAACUCUUAGGCGGUUUCCUUAGUCGCCUUAUCUUUCUACGAACGCAACGACCAUACGUAUGGCCGCACGCCGACUUCUGAUUACUCUCCAAUGCGUACAUGAUUCUUUUGGGUUGGCGUUUGUAGUGUAAAAUAUUUUAACCAAUCAUUGUUGUUCGAACUUAAAGCUCCGCAGCGUCGAAUAUGCUGGUAUCUCAUGGAAAACUUGUUUUAGCAAAGGUCGAAAAAAGACAAAAUCCACACACUGGCUUAUUUUUGCUGUUCUGACGAGCUUCUCUUUUAGAGACAGUCACGAAAUGAUCCCUUUGUGACAAGGUGUACAAAACCCUCCGAGAAUUCUUCAGUUAAACGUAAACUAACUAACCACUGACCUGUUUUGUCGUAAAUGGUUUUUUUCUUUCUGAUAUUGAAAAUAUUCAUGCAAGUGUUAGAAUGAUGUUUUCUUGACUUCCGUAAACUACUUAGCAACUGAUUCUUCACCGUUAAUUUGACGUUGAAUGGAUAAAGUUCCAACAGCAAUGGUUGACCUCAAGGUCAAGGAAUUUCGGGAUAGCCACACACUCCCAGAAGACUCAAUUACCAUCAGAAAAUAUAUAUCGGCUUAUGGGUCAGGUUUGAAUGGCCACUGCGUUUUAUAAAUGCUCCCAGGAAAAACCUCUCUAUGUCGUUAUUGCUUCAGAUAAACCGUCUCCUCCAAUUGUAAAAAGCAAAGGAGUUCAGGUGUCUGGAUGUGAUGUGAACCUUAAGUGGAGUUCUUCACAAGACAACGGCUGUCCGCUGACCAUGUAUAAAGUAUAUUACAGAGAUGUGCAAUCUACAAGUGAAGAUGAGUACCGGAACCAUAUUAAUGUUCCUGUGGGUUCUACUUCAAUGAAUCUUACUUCGCUCAAGUGUAACUCUGAAUGCAUUUUGAAAGUGACUGCCUGGAAUGAACUGGGAGAAAGUUAUGCCUCAAAUGAAUGGCGAAUAAAAACUGAUGUUUGUUGACUCAUGAUGAUUCUCUCCGGCGAACCCUCAGCUUUGCUGUACCUGUAGGAUGCGGGUUCCUUAUUCUCUUGAUUGUUGGAAUUCUAUGCUUCAGGCGAAGGAGAAAAAAGAGAAAAACUCGAGACCACAAGACAAGAAGGUUGUACAAUAUUUUAUUCUGGAAAUGUGUUAGCUAACUCAGCUCUAAUAUGUAAAAUGCUGCUAACUGUUGUAUUCCAAAGCAUUACUACCAAAGUGAGCUGGUGUCUUUCCCCUGUAUCAUCUACUUAAGGUAUUCGAUGAAGCUAGACACGAAAUCGUCUACAUAUAUUGUUUAAAAUGCAUUUCAUAGAACGCGCUCUUUCACAAAUUAUGUAUUCCUUAAUGCUUCAUGACCAAGGGAGAAAAGACUCUUCAACAUUUUAUUAGAUCGACGUCAAACAUCGUUCCCCUGCUGUUAGGAGAGAUUCCCCCGGAGCGUGUAACAAUUAUGGAAGAGCUGGGUCGAGGCGCCUUUGGAAAAGUUCACAAAGGAAUCCUAAAAGAAAUGCCGAAGGUUGAAGUAUUUUUCAAGCCUAAAGAGGAAAGGGUGGAUAUAAACAAAGGGAGAGUGGUCGCUGUGAAACUCUUACAUAGUAAGGAAAUAUUGAUAUAUUCACUUUUUUGCUUCUGCGCGUCACUUGAAGAGAUCACAAUGAAAAGAAAGAGCUGGUGAGGAUGGGCAAGAACAGUUUGUCAGAGAAAUUUCGUUUAUGCAGCGAGUUGGUACUCAC